Messenger RNA from Condylura cristata (star-nosed mole), 3938 nucleotides. It is a transcript of the gene NOC3L, whose product is annotated as nucleolar complex associated 3 homolog (S. cerevisiae). Gene Ontology annotation, biological process: DNA replication initiation. Bases 89 to 2488 code for a protein of 799 amino acids. Gene Ontology annotation, molecular function: chromatin binding. The record is from RefSeq and is a predicted model, not a curated record. The transcript has 21 exons. Gene Ontology annotation, cellular component: nucleolus. NCBI's taxonomy places the organism in Eukaryota, Metazoa, Chordata, Mammalia, Eulipotyphla, Talpidae.
UUCCGCACGUGUUUCAUCCUGUCGCUGUACCUGGAUCCUCCCUGCGCCUGGAGAAUCGGUCGGGCCUGGACUCCCAUCAGCCGUAAGGAUGAAGGCGAGAAGAAAUAAAAAACAGGUCCCAAGCUUUCGGAAAUUGAUAAAAACCAGUAAAGUCAAGCUUGAAAACAAGCUUAAAAAUAAACAAUUUAAACAACAAAGCACCCUCAAGAAGUAUCGAAAAGAACAGAGGAAACUAAGGCAAGCUGUAAAAGAUGCUGUGUCUAAGAAGCCCAUUCCACUGGAGGACCCAAAAGGAAAACGACCAGUUAAGCGGAUUGAGAGGGAAGAGGAAGAAGAGGAGGAAGCGCUUCCUUUAGAUAUGAUGGAUGAAGAUGACUUACAGUUAUUGAAGGAUCUAGGACAAAGAGCAUCUUUUCUAACAAGAGAUCUUUCUUCUAGUGAACCUGUUCAUGCCAAGAAACGAAAACAUGAACAUGUUAUAGAUAAAUAUGAAAAAAUACCAAGAACUCUGCAAACUGCACCAGAGAAGGAACUGAUUCACUUGCUUCCUAUCAAAGAUAAAAGUGGUAUAAUUCCACAGACCAGGGAGAAACCAGUUAUUGAAAGUAACCAAGAAGAAGAGGUUCAAGAAGAGAUGGAACUUGAAGAAGAAAUUAUUGAAGAGCCCAUUAGAGAGCUGACAUUAGAAGAACAUUUAAUUGAGAGAAAGAGGAAACUUCAGGAAAAGAAAAUGCAUAUUGCAGUCUUGGCAUCUGCCAUAUUAUCAGAUCCUGAAAGUAAUAUUAAGAAAUUGAAAGAAUUACGUUCCAUGCUAAUGGAACAGGAUCCUGAUGUAGCUGUUACAGUUCGAAAGCUGGUGGUAAUUUCUCUGAUGGAAUUAUUUAAAGAUAUUACUCCUUCAUAUAAAAUCCGACCCCUCACAGAAGCAGAAAAAUCUACCAAGACCCGCAAGGAAACUCAAAAGCUAAGAGAGUUUGAAGAAGGCUUGGUUAGCCAAUAUAAAUUUUAUUUAGAGAAUCUGGAACAAAUGGUUAAAGACUGGAAGCAAAGGAAGCUGAAGAAAAGUAAUGUCCUUUCCUUAAAGGCCUACAAAGGCCUGGCUGAGGUGGCUGUGAAGAGCCUAUGUGAACUCUUGGUGGCCCUACCUCAUUUCAACUUUCACAACAACAUCAUUGUAUUGAUCGUCCCUCUCAUGAAUGACAUGUCAAAAGUGAUAUCUGAAAUGUGUUGUGAGGCAGUUAAAAAACUCUUUAAACAAGAUAAAUUAGGCCAAGCUUCCCUUGGUGUGAUUAAAGUGAUUUCUGGUUUUGUGAAGGGCAGAAAUUAUGAAGUUAGGCCAGAGAUGUUAAAAACUUUCUUGUGCCUAAGAAUCAAGGAAGUAGAACUGAAAAAAGAUACUGAGGACAUUAAUAAACCAAAAAAGUUCAUGACUUUCAAAGAAAAGAGAAAAACACUGUCAAGAAUGCAGAGAAAGUGGAAGAAAGCAGAAGAGAAAUUAGAGCGAGAGCUUCGGGAGGCAGAAGCUUCAGAGAGUACUGAGAAGAAACUUAAACUGCACACAGAAACUUUGAAUAUUGUGUUUGUAACCUACUUCAGAAUACUGAAGAAGGCCCAGAGAUCACCUCUCCUGCCAGCAGUUCUAGAAGGUCUUGCCAAGUUUGCUCACCUUGUAAAUGUGGAGUUUUUCGAUGAUUUAUUAGUAGUUUUACAUACUCUCAUUGAGUCUGGUGACUUAAGCUAUCAAGAGAGUCUUCACUGUGUCCAGACUGCUUUUCACAUUCUUUCUGGGCAAGGUGAUGUUCUGAAUAUCGAUCCAAUGAAAUUCUAUACACAUCUUUACAAAACAUUGUUUAAGUUACAUGCAGGCGCUACCAAUGACGGCGUCGAGACUGUUCUCCAAUGCCUUGAUGUCAUGCUAACUAAGCGCAGAAAGCAGGUUUCUCAGCAGCGAGCCCUUGCCUUCAUUAAGCGCCUCUGCACCCUUGCUCUACAUGUUCUUCCAAAUUCAAGCAUUGGCAUUUUAGCAACAAACAGAGUAUUAAUGCAUACUUUUCCCAAAACCGAUCUGUUGCUUGACAAUGAAUCUCAGGGAAGUGGGGUCUUCCUCCCAGAGCUGGAUGAACCCGAAUACUGUAAUGCUCAGAAUACUGCUCUUUGGGAAUUGCAUGCACUGAGGAGACAUUACCAUCCCAUAGUGCAGAGGUUUGCAGCUCACCUGAUGGCUGGCGCUCCUUUGGAAGGCUCUGAAGCACUCAAGCCGGAGUUGAGCCGAAGGUCGGCUGUAGAACUCUUUGAGAUGUAUAGUAUGGCAGCGAUGACAUUCAACCCUCCUGUUGAAUCUUUAAACUUGAAAAAGAAGGAUAAAGUUUUACAAGGGGAUUCAUUUUUGGAUGAAGAUUUAAAUCAGCUAGUAAAAAGACAUUGUAAUGAAGUUGUUACUGAGCUGCCUCUGGAUUUCACCAAACAUUUGAAAACAUCUUUACAGUAGAAAAAAAAAUGAAGCAUUAGCGGACCUUCUUGUAUCUUUGUAUGUUUUUGCAGAUACAUUGUUAACUUAGGACCUUUUCUUUUUAUGCAAGAAAGAAUUCCUAAGAAUUAUUAACAGAGGAGGAAGAACUACCCUUUGCUUAGCACAGGGUUCUGCCCUAGUUGUGAAAAUGCCAUCUUGAUAAGAAAGAAUAAUUGAAAGCCACCCCUCUGAUGUUUGGAAGUUUUAUUACUAAUGGUAUUGCCUUUUUAAACUUUAAAUAUAUAUACUUAGUAUAUAUAUUAGUACUUAGUAUAUACUUAGUAUAUAUAUAUUUAAAGUUUUAGUGUUCAAAAAAAAUCUUUGAGGGAAUUUAAUUAAAUUUAAUUAAUUAAAUUAAUUGAGGUUUAAUUCAUCGCCUUGAAUCCAUGUUAAAGUCUAAACUCUGUAACUUAGAAAUUAGACUUUAAUAUGGAUUCAAGACUGUGUGGGGACAGUCUUUGAAGGAGUCAUUAAGCUAAUAUUAGGUCACUAUGGUGGGCCCCAAUCCAAUGUAUCUUUAUAAGAAGAAGAAAUUUGACACAGAUACAGAAAGAAGACUGUGUGAACACACAGAGAGGACAGCUAGCUAGAAGCCAAAUAGAAAGGCGUCAGAAGAAACAAAUCCUGCUGACACCUCGAUCUCCGAUUCCUGAUGUCCAGAAGUAUGGGCAAAUGCAUUUCUGGGUAUAAAGAAAUCUUUUAACAGAGUUUGUUAAAAUGCUAGAUUAAAAUGCUCAUGAACACAGAGCAAUCAAGGCUGAGACCACGCUUUACUGUUCUGUUACUCUUUAUAACCAGGAAUUAUGUGGCCAGGUGAGUCUUACUUUCAUUGUAUUACCAUAAGGGGAUGGGAGAAAAAUUCUACACUUGAUCGAGUUUAUUUUAUGAUGAUUUUUGAGAAAAGAAAACAUAGCUUGAGAUUGGAGUACAGGUUUGUUUGCUCUUGCUGGAUUACAUACUUCAAGAAGUAACAUAAUGACUUUUAAAAAAAGAAUGAGUUUUCAUUAUGGCUAUUUUGAAAGUAAGUUUGAGUGUCCCUUCAGAGAGCUUCUAUUUUUCUGGCAAGCUCUGGGGAGAGGUGGAGAAGAGUGGGCCCAGGUGGGAAGAUCAGUUGCAGACUUUACCAUUCUAUCUUAAAGAUAAAAGUUACUCACUGAAGGGCUUUUAUUUUCCUUUUUUUAAAAAGCAGCAUUUUAUAUAGCAGCUAUUGCCAUAUUCUAGGAAUGGCCUAUGAAGUAAAUGUUUUACUGACCAGUUAUAAAUAUUCUCUAUUGUAAAUACUUGAAUAAAAAACUUUUUUUCUUCUUAUGAUGUGAGAUUUUUAUAUAAAAUGCACAGAAGUUUACUAAACAGAGCUUUUUCUUUAGAGUUGUAGAAGCCAGUUCUGGGGAUACCAGCUUAACUGUGCACAUUAAUCUUUCAGCAUGUA